Molecule: messenger RNA, 3925 nt
Organism: Rubroshorea leprosula
Lineage: Eukaryota; Viridiplantae; Streptophyta; Magnoliopsida; Malvales; Dipterocarpaceae
Source: the annotation of a GenBank genome assembly
GCGGCUGAACCUUGAAAUCGCCGAUUUAGGUUGCCCGUGACGCGCCAUCAACACGCCGGAGAUUUUCUGAUUUUUACGUUUUCUCUUUUCUUUAUCAUUCACUUUCAGCGUUUUCUUCAAUGGUUUCCAUUAACGAACCCUUCGUUUCCUUGAAUUAUUGAACUCCAAAGGUAAUCCCUUUCCUCCUCCUCAAUCUGUGAGCUUUAUUUAAUCAUCUAUACCCAGUUUGAUAUACCCUCUUCUUCGAUUAGAAAGAAAAAAGGGUUUUUUUUUUUUUUUUGGAAUAUUCAAUUUCAAUAGCUCAAUUUUGUUAGGAAAUUGGAUUGAGGUAUAGUUUGUUGCUCAAUUUGUUAGCUUUUGCAAGAAAGAUUUGAUUUUGUAUUUGAUUGGCAUAGCAAAGGAUCGUUAUUGAUAUAGUCUCUGUAGAUGGAUAAUAAUUACCCUAACACUAAUCAAUAUGCUUACCCUUAUGGAUACCCUCCUCCAAAUCAAGGUCCAUACCCUCCUCCUCCUCCCUAUCACCCAUAUGGUUCUCCACAUCACCCAUAUCCUUCUCCGGCUUACCCACCUCCACCCUCUUAUCCAGAUCCCUACAAUCACCACUCUCAUUCUGGCCCUCUUCCUUCUCCGUAUGGAUACCAGGCUCCUCCUAGUCUAGCCCCUCAAACUUCUCCCCAAACAACUCUUCAACACCAUAACAGUUUCCAUCCUUCUUACCGUUUUGAGGAGCAACACCAAUCUGCCUCAUACCCUCCUCCUGAAAGUAAUUCCCACACACCUUCUUAUUAUGAACAUCCUGUCUCGUACCCUUCUCCUGAAAGUACCUCUCCAUUGUCUUCCGGAAGCAAUAGCUUCUCCCAUCAUCACAGGCAUGAGAGUGCAGCGGUGUCAGGAACCAACUAUGGUAGUUUUAACAGUACUACUACUACCCCCACACACGCUUCUGCUUAUCCGCCCCUGGAUGACCUUUUGAGCAAUGUGCAUUUGUCUGAUAACCGCCCAAGUGCUCCUGCAUUGCCUCCAGCACCUUCAGUGCCUGUAUUGCCCCCUUCUCCACUAACUCCUGGUGAUCAGAUUCCAAGUUCGAGGCAUGAUAGUCAAGCUGGUUUUUAUGGAUACCCUAAUGACUCUUUCUCAAGCAAUUGGGAAGGAUCUUAUAUGGCUCGAGUUGGUUCGUCUGAUUAUUCUGGUUCAUCUGAUUAUUCUGGUCUUACACAUUCUGGUUCAUUUACCGGAUCACCACAGACCCAAAGCAUGCAGAUUGUGUCAUUCCAGAAAGGGUCAUUAAAAGUUUUGCUUUUUCAUGGAAAUUUAGAUAUUUGUGUUUAUGAAGCAAAGAAUCUUCCCAACAUGGAUAAAUUCCAUAAGACUUUAGGAGACAUGUUUGGAAGAAUGCCAGGGAAUGUUGCCAACAAGAUUGAAGGGCACAUGAAUCAGAAAAUUACCAGUGACCCUUAUGUCUCAAUUAAAGUUGCAGAGGCUGUAGUGGGGAGGACUUAUGUGAUUAGCAAUAGUGAAAAUCCUGUUUGGAUGCAACACUUCUAUGUUCCUGUUGCACAUUAUGCUGCAGAAGUGCAGUUUCUUGUCAAAGAUAGUGAUGUUGUGGGGUCACAGUUGAUAGGAGUCGUGGCAAUCCCAGUUCAAGAUAUAUACUCAGGGUUGAAAGUUGAGGGAACAUACCCAAUUCUGAACAAUAGCAGAAAACCUUGUAAGCAGGGAGCUGUGUUGACACUAUCUAUUCAGUAUACCCCAAUCGAGAACAUGAGCGUCUAUCAUCGGGGAGUUGGGGCUGGUCCCACUUAUUCUGGUGUUCCUGGCACAUAUUUUCCUUUAAGGAAGGGUGGCAGGGUGACCCUUUAUCAAGAUGCCCAUGUUCCUGAUGGUUAUCUUCCAACCUUGAAACUUGAUUGGGGGAUGAAUUAUGUGCAUGGGAAGUGCUGGCAUGACAUAUUUGAUGCAGUUCGUCAGGCAACGCGCUUGAUUUACAUCACGGGGUGGUCAGUCUGGCACAAUGUAAGACUGGUAAGAGAUCCUGGAAAUCCUGCAUCAGGUAGCACCCUUGGAGAUCUUCUCAGGUCCAAGUCCCAAGAAGGAGUCAGGGUGCUGCUUCUUGUUUGGGAUGAUCCUACUUCAAGAAACAUUUUGGGAUACAAAAUGGAUGGAAUAAUGCAAACCCAUGAUGAGGAAACACGUAGGUUUUUCAAACACUCAUCAGUGCAAGUGCUACUAUGUCCACGUAUUGCUGGAAAAAGACAUAGCUGGGUCAAACAGAGGGAAGUUGAAACAAUUUAUACACAUCACCAGAAAACUGUAAUCGUGGAUGCUGAUGCUGGAAAUAACAGAAGAAAAAUUGUAGCUUUUGUUGGUGGACUUGAUUUAUGUGAUGGUCGAUAUGAUACUCCACAACAUCCUACAUUCAGGACACUCCAAACAACACACAAGGAUGACUAUCACAACCCCACUUUUACGGGAAACCUUGCUGGUUGUCCUAGAGAACCAUGGCAUGACUUGCACUGUAAAAUUGACGGUCCAGCUGCCUAUGAUGUACUGACUAACUUUGAAGAGCGCUGGAUGAAGGCUGCAAAGCCCAAAGGGAUCAAGAAGCUGAAGAAGUCAUAUGAUGAUGCUCUGCUCAGGUUAGAAAGAAUUCCAGAUAUCAUAGGGCUGUCUGAUGUUCCCUGCACCAAUGAGAAUGAUCCUGAAGAAUGGCAUGUUCAGAUUUUUCGUUCAAUUGAUUCAAAUUCCGUUCAUGGCUUUCCAAAGGAUCCAAAAGAAGCCACGAGCAAGAGCCUGGUCUGUGGUAAAAAUGUACUUAUUGACAUGAGCAUACAUACAGCAUAUGUGAAGGCCAUUCGUGUUGCUCAGCACUAUAUUUACAUUGAGAAUCAGUAUUUCAUUGGGUCUUCCUACAAUUGGGGUUCUAAUAAGGAGUUGGGUGCAAAUAAUUUGAUUCCAAUGGAAAUAGCUCUUAAGAUUGCCAGUAAAAUCAAAGCAAAUGAGAGAUUUGCUGUUUACAUUGUUAUUCCAAUGUGGCCAGAGGGCGUUCCAACUGGUGCUGCCACUCAAAGGAUUCUGUUUUGGCAGCAUAAAACCAUGCAAAUGAUGUACGAGACCGUCUAUAAGGCUCUGGUGGAGGCAGGGCUUGAGGGUUCUUUCACACCCCAAGACUAUUUGAACUUCUUCUGUCUUGGCAAUCGUGAGGCAUUGGAUGGGUUUGACCCUUCUAGCGGUGGAAGUCCUAAUGCUCAAAAUACACCUCAGGCACUUACUCAAAAAAGUCGGCGAUUUAUGAUUUAUGUCCAUUCAAAAGGUAUGAUAGUUGAUGAUGAGUAUGUAAUAUUGGGGUCUGCAAACAUCAAUCAGCGUUCAAUGGAGGGCACCAGAGACACUGAGAUUGCAAUGGGAGCUUACCAGCCUCAUCAUACCUGGGAAAGAUACCAAUCUAAUCCACAUGGACAGGUUUAUGGAUAUAGGAUGUCACUAUGGGCGGAACAUCUAGGAGUCAUUGAGGACUGCUUCACAGAACCAGAGAGUCUGGAAUGUGUGAGACGGGUUAAGACAAUGUCUGAGAUGAACUGGAAACAGUUUGCAGCUGAUGAAGUUACAGAGAUGACGGCACACCUGAUGAAGUAUCCUGUUGAAGUUGAUCGAAAGGGCAAGGUCAGGCCUCUCCCUGGAUGUGAAACUUUCCCAGAUGUUGGUGGAAAUAUUGUUGGCUCUUUCCUGGCUAUUCAGGAGAAUCUUACCAUCUAAUUCUGCGGCCAAUAAUAGAUAUAAGAAGAUAAAACUGCAUUUUUUUACAUGAAUAGUUAUUUUGAUGUAUAGUCUUUACAUAAGCAUGAUGCCCUAACCUCUACUUGUACACGAAUAAUUAUUUUAUUUUUUUCAUACAAAAUGUCAUACCAUACGUGAGUUUGAUUAUCUU